GUCCGGCCACCCGCCUGCUGCGGCUCGUCGCCUCCGGGGUCCCAGCCUCCACGGGCCGGGGCCGCCGCCGCCGCUGCAGGACGGGGAGGCGGGCCAUGGCGUCCUGCGUGGGGAGCCGGACCCUGAGCAAAGAUGAUGUGAACUACAAGAUGCAUUUCCGGAUGAUCAACGAGCAGCAAGUGGAGGACAUCACCAUCGACUUCUUCUACCGGCCGCACACCAUCACCCUGCUCAGCUUCACCAUCGUCAGCCUCAUGUACUUCGCCUUUACCCGGGAUGACUCUGUCCCAGAAGACAACAUCUGGAGGGGUAUCCUUUCUGUUGUUUUCUUCUUUCUUAUCAUCAGUGUGUUAGCUUUUCCCAAUGGCCCAUUUACUCGACCUCAUCCAGCCUUAUGGCGAAUGGUUUUUGGACUCAGUGUGCUCUACUUCCUGUUCCUGGUAUUCCUCCUCUUCCUGAACUUUGAUCAGGUUAAAUCCCUGAUGUACUGGCUAGAUCCAAAUCUUCGGUAUGCCACAAGGGAAGCCGACGUCAUGGAGUACGCCGUGAACUGCCACGUUAUCACCUGGGAGAGGAUUAUCAGCCAUUUCGAUAUAUUUGCGUUUGGUCAUUUCUGGGGCUGGGCCAUGAAAGCCUUGUUGAUCCGUAGUUACGGUCUCUGCUGGACAAUCAGUAUUACCUGGGAGCUCACGGAGCUUUUCUUCAUGCACCUGCUGCCCAAUUUCGCUGAGUGCUGGUGGGACCAAGUCAUCCUGGACAUCCUGCUCUGCAACGGCGGUGGCAUCUGGCUGGGCAUGGUGGUUUGCCGGUUUUUAGAGAUGAGGACCUACCACUGGGCCAGCUUCAAGGACAUCCACACCACCACCGGGAAAAUCAAAAGAGCCGUGCUCCAGUUCACUCCUGCUAGUUGGACCUACGUUCGAUGGUUUGACCCCAAGUCUUCGUUUCAGAGAGUGGCUGGCAUAUACCUUUUCAUGAUUAUCUGGCAGCUAACUGAGUUGAAUACCUUCUUCUUGAAGCAUAUCUUUGUGUUCCAAGCCAGUCAUCCAUUAAGUUGGUGUAGAAUUCUCUUUAUUGGUGGCAUCACGGCUCCCACAGUGAGGUAUUCCAUCCGGAGUAAGGAGCCCCGGAGGCGGAGUUGUCGGAAAUCCGUAUUCUUGGGUCGUCUUUGGGAUCACGUGACCAGGGUCAUUGGUUUUCUGGAAGCUAUCGUGUGCAUAAAAUUUGGGCAAGAUCUCUUCUCUAAGACCCAGAUACUCUAUGUUGUGCUUUGGCUUCUCUGUGUGGCCUUCACCACCUUCCUGUGUCUGUACGGCAUGGUGUGGUAUGCAGAGCACUAUGGUCACCGAGAAAAGACAUACUCCGAGUGUGAAGAUGGCACCUACAGCCCAGAUAUCUCCUGGUCUCAUGGCAAAGGUACAAAAGGUUCUGAAGACAGCCCACCCAAGCAUCCGGGCAACAACGAGAGCCACUCCUCCAGAAGAAGGAAUCGACAUUCCAAGUCAAAAGUCACCAACGGAGUUGGAAAGAAAUGAAAGAGCCUGGUUAAUCGCAGACGCCCCAGAGAGUGCCUAGACCCGAGAGGGAAACAGACGGGCUUGCACACCUCCCUGUUGGGAGGGCAAACAUACGGUGCCAUCGGGACGAGGAGAGGGGACGUGGGGGUUAUUAUUUGCGAGCGUGAGUCUUGUUUCCCACAGACCCAGCCACAGAGGCAGGUCAGGGCCUGGGAUCCUUUGCCAGUUCGGGGUCUCCUCCAACUUGAGCACUCGGCGUGCGGUCUCGGGUAGCUGUGCGGAGCGUCUGCCUGGAGGGCGGCCUCUCACCCGUGCUGCCCGGAGCAGCACUGCUCGCGUGUGUUGUGGUUGCAGUUAGUCGAAACACCUUCGUUGAGACAGGGCAUUAACGGUACGUUAACACUGGUGACCAGUCUUUAUUUUUAUGAAUCUGCCUCUCCCAUCUGACCGAUUGGUUUAAGUUCAGGCCACCAUUCUGUCUUUUAUGGUUGUUAUUUUAUUUGUUCUUAAGUUAGGAUACUUAAAAGCCUUCAGAAGCCGCUGCUGAAAUUGAAUUGGGGACAGCCCUUCUCUCUCCUAAAGAAAACAAUCGAGCGAGCGUUUGUGUUACUGUCUAGCAAACGCAUCCCCCUUUUAGGACCUUAAACUGCACGGUGGGUGUAAACCAGCCUGAGGGAAGGUUGGCUACCUACUUAGGAUCCUGGGCUUCAGAUCAGAACCUUUAUUGUUUGUUCUGAAUGUCCUUGGUCCAGCGUCAUCCACAGUGCACAGAAGUGAGCCUGCUUGAGAGGCGGUGCACUCCACGGCUUCUCUCCCAGCCAGGUGCCUUUUACGUUUUAUUUGUUUUCCUUCCCUGGUGUGUUGCUGACAUUGUCUUUUAGUCCCAUGUGAGGUGCUGGUGAGUAUUACCUUUCAUCUGUGUGCCAUGCUCUAGAACACUUACCCUGGUAGUUCACCACCUCCGAUGGAUCCCUGUUUUAAAUAAAAUGAUACACGUUAAAGCCCAUCAAA
This is a messenger RNA of Suricata suricatta (meerkat), 2528 nucleotides long. It is a transcript of the gene PTDSS1, whose product is annotated as phosphatidylserine synthase 1. Lineage: Eukaryota; Metazoa; Chordata; Mammalia; Carnivora; Herpestidae. Gene Ontology annotation, biological process: phosphatidylserine biosynthetic process. The transcript has 13 exons. The record is from RefSeq and is a predicted model, not a curated record. The coding region runs from base 96 to 1535 and encodes 479 amino acids. Gene Ontology annotation, molecular function: L-serine-phosphatidylethanolamine phosphatidyltransferase activity.